This is a messenger RNA of Vollenhovia emeryi, 1805 nucleotides long. RefSeq lists its product as uncharacterized. The transcript is spliced from 4 exons. The record is from RefSeq and is a predicted model, not a curated record. NCBI's taxonomy places the organism in Eukaryota, Metazoa, Arthropoda, Insecta, Hymenoptera, Formicidae. Bases 138 to 470 code for a protein of 110 amino acids.
UAUAUAAAGGGUCCCUCGGCAUCGCCACACUUCGCAUCAUUACCGCCGUAACGUGCAAGCCACUCAAUCUCCGCUCGUCUCUCGUCAGCUGAGACUAACGCUCAAGAAUUCGAAACCCGAGGACAGAGGAGAGCACUAUGUACGCCAAACGUUGCGCAGCUUUCGUCCUUCUCGUCGUGAUAGUCGGCCUCGUGAACGCCACUGAAAAUUACAUGGAUUACGGAGAAGAAAUGGCGGAGAAAGUGCCCGCGGAGAACAUCCACGAGCUGUACAGGUUGCUGCUGCUGCAACGCAACGCGCUGGACAACGGCUUCGGCGGCAUCCCGUUGGAACAUCUGAUGAUCCGGAAGUCGCAGCGAUCGCCGUCGCUACGUCUCCGGUUCGGUCGUUCUGGACCACACGUCUCCGCGGGAGCUCUGCCGAGACCCCUGGCUGCAGCGUCUGCAGCGGGAUACGACGACAACAAUUAAUCGGCGGAGCUGAUCCAGGGGCAUCUUUCCGAUUUGUUUCUUGAUGAAAACGCGCGACUACCCUCUCUUGUACAAUAUCAAUUAUGUAUAACUCAUCGCAUGUCUUGUCCCGCGCGCGCGCGCGUGCGCGCGCUUCCCAGGCCAGCGGGGCUGUGGGGCAUCCCCGAAAUUUUCGCGUCUCUUUACUUAAAAAAAAAAAUCCAAAACCCGGGCGAAGCAGUGAGAAAUCCGCGCCGCGAUCCGCGUAAUCGGGCGAUCGCAAGAUACCGAGCUCAUCAUUUUGUUUGUACGCUUCAUCUGCGCGCGCGUUAAUUCGGAUCGACGCGUUCCUAGAACGGUAGCUUUACUUUCGUACGACGAUUCGAUUCUUUCGCUUUGUACGCGAUUUUGCGGGACUCGCAGUACUGUUCAACAUUUAAGAGGAACACGCUCUCUAAGAUCUCUUCUGUACAAUUGCGCCCGCCGUUCUACCUCGUUAAUUUCCAUUAAUUAGUGGCGGCGGCGCUGUAAAAGGACACUUGGCCUAAGUCCUUCAUUCGAUGUGGGAUAACAAUCUACACGCUUCGAUCGCUACGAGCGUAAUUGUUCCUUAUUUUAAUUACGCGCAUCGGCACAGAGAAUAUAGAAACAACUUCGCGCCCUGUGAGCUGAUGUACAUCGGGUGUCCCAGGCUUUUCGGGCAAUUUGUCGACGGAGGAUCGAGGAACGACGAAUUUGAUUUCCUUCGGAAGACACUAAAACGUUGUUUUAAUUGCCAUCAUUGAAUAUCUCAGCCAGCAACUUUCUUCUAAUUAAAUGUAUUUAAACUGACCAAUGUGUACAGCACUUAAUCAUUUAUUUACACUUUUAAACUUUAACUUACCAAGAGCUCGCUCUCUCUUUUUAUUAAUUUAUAAUAAACGAUUUUAUUAAUUUGUAACGAACGGUUUGUGAUUAUAAUCUUCCACUGAAUAUUCCCUUGAGGAGACGAGAAAUGUGCCGUGAAUCUUAUCUGCAAGAUUAUUGGAUAAUUCUGGGGCAUCGUAUAAUUUUCAACAGCUGGCCUGUUGGUCCAUCAAUCGGUUAAUAGACGUAGUCUUUGCGAUAAAUGUGCCAAAUAAUAUAAUCAUUGUAUUAUAAAGAGAAAAGGGAAGAUCUGCAUCAUCUAUGACGUAUACAUUGCAGAAACUAUAACGGUUAAAAAAAUUUCACGCGUAAUGGGGAUCGUUCGCGAAACUUUAGUGCGAACUGUUUAUCAAUAUUAUCAUUAUUCGCCAACAGAAAGAGGGUCGCGUCUCAAAUAUGUCAAUUUGCAAAAUUAAAAAUAAAUUAUUAUGUAACACUGUGUCACAUUUA